Drosophila innubila is the source of this 2716-nucleotide messenger RNA. Its product is annotated as armadillo repeat-containing protein 2. The record is from RefSeq and is a predicted model, not a curated record. Bases 1 to 2691 code for a protein of 896 amino acids. NCBI's taxonomy places the organism in Eukaryota, Metazoa, Arthropoda, Insecta, Diptera, Drosophilidae. Gene Ontology annotation, biological process: cilium organization. The transcript is spliced from 7 exons. Gene Ontology annotation, molecular function: protein binding.
AUGAGUCUGCUGCUGAAGCGACGUUCGCGCAGCGAGACGCGUGCCGCUCCACAAACAAAGCAGGAGAUUCCAUCGGAGGUGCCACCUCAGCAACCACAACAGCGACAGCAGCAACAGAAGCAGCGACAGCAAAAAAGUCUCGAAAACAGCAACACACAAUCCCUACAGCGUCUGGGUCUGGGAGGAGGUAUAGGAACGGGAAUGGGCAGACGCAAGACAUCCGCGGAGCUUAUCAGCGAGGCCAAAAUAUUUUUGGGUGACCUGUCCACGACAACGGCAACAGUAACGGCGGCAAUGACAGCCGCUGGAGGCGCACGCUUGGUCAGCACAAGGCGACCCAUAACGCCACGUGAGCCUGGACGUGUGCUCUACGGAAAGGUGGCGUUAGCAGGUCGUCCGCCGAGUGCUUUCUCUAUGCGAUAUCUGCAGAACGAAAUUCUGGAUACAAAGUUGGCGCCGCCACGUCAGUUGCCGGCAUUGCCAGGUGCAGCUGCUCAAGUGGCAACAACAACAACUCCGCCUGCACGCAAUGGAGCUCUGCUGGGUCAGUGCAGCACGGAGACGCUCAUCGAGCUGCUCAAGCAGCAUGCCGGUCUCAAGGAUUGCAGCGCUGAAACUGUGCAGCACAUCAAUGCGAUCCUUUUGGAGCUGUACACUCGGGUGCGCAAACAGGAGCGCAACUUUAAGCGCGCUUUCAUAUUGGGCGGUCUCUACGGUCUCGUCGAGUGCACGUCACCGCGUGUCCUUCUAGCUGUAGCACGUGUCGUCCUUGCGCUACGAGUAACGGGCAGCAAUUUGACCGGUGCCUGCAAGCUAAUCUUUAAGGUAGCCCGCCACGAGCAGCACGAUGGUCUAUUCCAUGAGAAUGAUGUGCUGGAGCUACUGAUCGAUGGUCUGGGUCACGCCUCGCCAUUGGACGAGCCGGAGGCCUGCAUUUAUGCCUAUGGUUGUAUACGCUUUCUAACCGCUAGCAGCGCCCAGGAUCGGGAUGAUGCACUCAAUCGCAACUGGGCAGCCGGGCUAGAGGAGCCACUGCCGCCGGCGACGAUUGCAGCAGUAACAGCUUUGACAUCAACGUCCGAUAUACGAAAAUUGAAUGGCCAACAAACCCUGGUAUGCCGCCUGGCACGCCAUGGAGCCGUUGAUCUAAUGAUCCUACACUUGCAAAUGCUCAACGAGGCGGGCGCCACACGCCGACUGAGUGGGCCGCCACUCCACACCCUUUAUCAGCUGUCGGCAGCUCUGCGAGCUCUAGCGGAUGUGGCCAAGCAGCAGCAGCGAUUGCAACUACAGCUGCAAAUGGCGUGUCCACAUCUAAUACGUGCCGCCGAGGUGUCCAUGGGUGAGCUGGAGGUACAGGCCAAUGUGGUGCGCACACUAAGUGUAUUGUCCGAGGAUGUCGACUGUUGCGAGACGUUGCUUAACUAUGCCGCACGCAUUGGUCUGCUGCUGGGUCCCUGCUCCAAGGGAUCUAAGGACAGCGAGCGUCUGCUGGCGGUGCUCAGCCGACUUGGCUACAUGCUUGGCAAUAUUCUGGCCAAGCACGAGUCGGCACGCGUUCAGUACUAUCACAACGAUGUGGCCAUGGAGUAUCUAUUGAAUGUGCUGCAGCAGCUAAGCGAACGCACGCCGGCUAACGAGACACUACUGGAUGCCCAGAUCAAGCUGAUUCGGGUCGUGGCUAAUAUGAGUGUCAAUGCGGAGGUUGGUGCCGGUCUCGGCAAUGUCCACGCUCUGGGCAAGGUGCUGUUGCGUCUGUUGAAGAACGCAGCCGCUGCGUUGGAUGGACCAACUGAAGCUGGACACCCGGCUAUGGAGAUGUUGGAGCUACUGCAUGCCACGCUGGGUGCCCUUCACAAUCUAUGUUUUUACCAGGACAAGCAAACGACAGUGACAUCAGUAUCAACGCCACCAGCGCCUGGUUCACUCCAAAGUCUCAUUGACGAGCUGUCGACGGAAUUGGCCACAGCUUUGGGCCGCUGUCAGUCGAGAUCGGUGUCCACCAAGGUGGAAAUUGCCCGUGUGCUGGGCAAUCUAACACGCAAUGAGCUGGCACGCCAAUGUUUCUGCAAGGCCAAUGGAUUGCCAUUGAUGGUCCAGCAGCUCACACGACAGGCGAGUGGACAGGAUUACGAGUUGCGCACAUGCGCCAUUGGAGUGCUGGUCAAUCUGCUCGGGGAUGGCGAGCAACGAGCUCCAUUUCUACAGCUACGUGGAGCUGAGCUAUUGACGUUACUUUUACGCGGUGCACUCGAGCAGGAGGAUUGGUUUCUGGCAAAUAUUGUCUGUCAGGCACUGUGGAAUCUGCUGAUUGAUGGCCAGUGUGCGACAGCCCUGUGUCUCAAUGGUAGCAUUCUCGACGAGGUUAGCGAACUCUUAGCCGAUUAUUUAGAUGAAGAUCGAUUAAUUGCCGCCGACGUCGAUGACGAAGCAGAAGCGGAACAGGAUCCAGAGCCGGAGCCGGAGCCGCAUUCAGAGCCAGGGAAAGAUCUAGAGACGGAUACGCAACUGGAUCCGGAUUCGACACCUGAUGCAUUAUGGGAGGAUUUUGCUCUGGUAGCCACCGAUUUAUUGGAGCGCAUUCAAAACAACUUCGAUAGGCAACAACAGCACCAACAACGCCAAGCAGUGUAUAUCGAUAACGAUAACGAUGACAACGACAAUGACGAUGUAUUUAUCGAAGAAAUGUAGAACAUUUUCAACUUCAAAAUCUGAA